Aspergillus thermomutatus is the source of this 1107-nucleotide messenger RNA. RefSeq lists its product as uncharacterized. The transcript has 2 exons. Bases 1 to 1107 code for a protein of 368 amino acids. The record is from RefSeq and is a predicted model, not a curated record. NCBI's taxonomy places the organism in Eukaryota, Fungi, Ascomycota, Eurotiomycetes, Eurotiales, Aspergillaceae.
AUGGCGGCCAUCACCAUGACUCCUACCACAAUGCGCCAGCCCUUUGCCAGCCUCGAUGCGCCGCGUAUGCGCUCCUUGCUUAAGACAAAAAUGAACAUCAAGAACCAGCAAACCGGUGCGUCGAUAUCUGCCAAAAGAAGACCUUUGGCUGAGGUUGAUGCGGAGAAUAUCGACCCGGCCACCCUAAACAUGUCAACAAAGCGAAAGCGCGGCUGCGAUGAGGAAGACCAUGAUCCCAGCAAAUGCUCUCCUAAACCACUGAAGACUUCUCGUAUGGCUCUGACGGUCGUGAAAUCGAACAUUACUCCCCACAUGCCUUCAUCAACCUUCAAGGCGCCCCUCUCGAAACCUAAAUCCACUCCAGCUCUCAAGCCUGUCGGCCGUUCGCCUCAGGGCAAAUCUUGCAAAGCAUUUGCUCGUCGCUCUACCAUCACCAAGAGUCGGUCAGAACCUACAGGCAGAAAGAGCAUAUCCCGGCCUUUCUCCAUCGCGACAGCAUUGGGCAAUGUGCAACCCCCGAGUCAGCCCGCCCCUAAGACUCCAGCGUCCUGGUCUUUUGAGAUCUAUGUGGACUCGGAGCAGGAAGAAAUGACCAACCUGAUGCAGCACUCCACCUGCGUGCUGGAUAUCAGUGAUGACGAGGGCAAGAUGGAACCUUCAAGUCGUGGCAAAGAGAACAUCCCCCCGUCUGAAUUGGGAAUUGACCUGCCUCGGUCCAGUGAGCGCGCCGCCGCUGCAAGAAAGACCGACAUGACAGAUGAGCCUCGCUCUCCGCUCGGUGAGCUCAAUGCCGCUGACUAUUAUGGCGAAGACUGCCAUGCCUUUUCAUAUGCCGUGAUCUACGACGAGGAUGAAACCACCUCGGAAAAAAAGACAACCCUACCUUCUCUGCCACGCAACUCUACCCAUCCCACUCGCACAAAGUUGUCAAGUGUAUCAUCCAUAGCCUCCAUCCUGGCAGCUACUCAGCCCGUCAAGGCUGCCGGGUCCACAAAAUCUACGGUAUCUGAGGCAGAAAUUGAAAUCUGGGAAAGCCAGAGCACUGCAGAUGAUUCAAAGGCAGGAGAGAGCAACCUCAGCCCUGAGCUCUCCUCAUCAACCUCUUAG